Messenger RNA from Cydia pomonella (codling moth), 3918 nucleotides. RefSeq names its product neuropeptides capa receptor-like (gene NGR-A25). Bases 2251 to 3540 code for a protein of 429 amino acids. Gene Ontology annotation, biological process: neuropeptide signaling pathway. The transcript is spliced from 8 exons. NCBI's taxonomy places the organism in Eukaryota, Metazoa, Arthropoda, Insecta, Lepidoptera, Tortricidae. The record is from RefSeq and is a predicted model, not a curated record. Gene Ontology annotation, cellular component: plasma membrane. Gene Ontology annotation, molecular function: neuromedin U receptor activity.
UCGAGAACUAAAAAAAAAUUAAGACAUCGUAAAAAUGUUGUGAUGGUACUGAAUCCUCGGGGUGCGAGUCCGACUCGCACUUAAUCUUUUUUUUUUCAAACCAGGGGGCCCCGCGAGCUAUUGUGCUAAGGGCCCCGCGCCUUCUUAAUCCGCCCCUGUGAUUGGAGAGAAGUUGUCCGAUAUGAUUAAACAAACUUACGGUCAACAAUAAUUAUCUUCAAUUUUUUUUGAAAACUGUUCGCAGUGCGCCGAAAUAUGCUUUUAGCUUUGGCUUUUAUUUACGCUUUGCUAAUGUGCUUUUAAUAUCUUCUAUGCUAAUUCUUUCUUUUAGAGUCAGACCAAGCUAAGUUGGCAGCGAUUUUGAUAGCCCAGACUGUGUAAGUGUUAAAUAAACGUCAUAAUUUCAUAGAAUAACGCUUGUACUGUCUGGGCUACCAAAAAUCGCUGCUAACUAUGUAUAUUGUACUGUAUUUCUUUAUUAAACUUUAUGACGUACAAUGUAUACGGUAAUUGUAUACGGUACAAUAAAUAAUUCAUGUCGCACUAACUUGUUUUUAUUCUCACGUCAGACUAAUAUUCACCCAAAAGCUUUUUUUUCUCCGAAUCAAUUCUUUAUUAUUUCAUUAACAAUACAGUAUUGUGUUUGAGUAUUUUUACAUGCUAACUUAUUAAUUAUAAUCAUUAUAGAAACACAUCACAAACGUGUGAACCGUCUAAAAUAUGCAUACAUACAAUGCCAAAAGUAAACGGAAAGCCACUUGGCUAGCGAGUUAGUGUUUUUUUUUAUUGGAUUGGAAGAAUCUAUUAAAACAGUUUUUCAAAUUUGAAAGAAAUGCUAGUUUUGAUCAGAUUUGCCUCACAGUGUGCCCUAUUUCGUAGUUAAUUAUUUCAUGCGCCAACAGCUUUAUAAACAAUAACAAUUGAGGUGUUUGAAAACUAUAACCCGAUUACGGACUUUUUAUAGAGAGGCUUAGAGAGACCCUUCUUGAAAGCCGGUUAAAAUGUAACCUGUCACCCAGUUUAUAUGAAGAUAACUCGAGGCCCGAGCAUAGGACAGUCAAUCAUCGACGUAGUCGCGGGCUUAUGCCCGUCGCCGGAAUAAAUGCAUAUUUAUUUUUAUAAAGUUAUGAGAUUUGUACAUUGGCAUAGGAAAACCAAUACAUAUCUCUAAAAACUUUUGUUCUUCUUCUUCCUUGCCACUUCCUAUUAUUUGGGGUCGGCUCUCCUCGUUCUAAGGCGCCAGGACGGUCUGUCCUGGGUUGUCGUAUCUGUAAGUUGGGCUCGCUCCAGGUCGCGGGUUAUAGUAGAUCUCUAAAAACUUUUGUUCUAUAUAGUUUCCGAUACAGCAGUUAAAAAACUGUAUAAUAUACUAUAACUGUACUCAGUGCCUCAUAUAACUUUAAAACAGCGUUUCUUGUAGGCGAGAAACAGCGAUUAGAAUAAAAUAUUUAUUGGCGCGAUAAUCAAAUAAAUCUGGACCAAAAAUAAUCCCUCGAAGCUUACAGCGGGGGCGUGUCGUAUGCCCUUAUCGUAUCUCCGGAGCUUAUUAUCAUUGCUUUUUUUAUGAGAUUUGCAGGACAAAAUACGUAAAUGUCUAUUACAUAUAAUAGGCAAUCUAGUUUUUGUCGAGCUAUAUAGACUCCUGAAACCCUAAAAAAGUGAAGUGGUUCCGGAGUUGCUGUGCCUCGUUACUUGCUCUUUGCUUUGAAAUGAUUUCAUUAAUUUAUUAAUUUUCCGCCUCUGUUUAACAACCUGACCACCAUUGACCCUUAUGGUUUCGCAAUAAGGUAUAGAAAUAGUCAGUCGACAGGACGAUGGUAUGCUUGGAUCAGCAAGUCGCGUCUCCGAUCCAGCGUCAGUCGGCGCUCGUUCGUAUGAGAGGCACACGCGCCGCUUCUCCAGCGGUACCGAAGUUUUCUAUCGCGAAUCGGUUUGAAUUCUGUACUUUCAUUGAACAAAACGUAACUAUAAAUGUUUUUAAUAAUACCUUGACGUUAAUUUAAUUGCGAUUUCAAAGUGAAACUGACUUUAAGCUAUUGUCGUUUGAAACUGAAAAGUUUUUGAAUGGGAAAACUCUCGUGUUGAUAAAUGUGAAAUUAAAAAUUCAAUAAUGUUAAUUAAUUUGCAACUUUAGUUUUAGAUUGACUUUUUCGCUAGAUGUUAGUGAUUUUUCGAUGAUUACUGGAAUUUUAUUCUAGGUACGUAGUGUGGAUGUGUUGAAAAUAUUUAGGUAAAAGUUUCGAAAAGAAAAUGGCAAUGGAAUUGAAGCUGCGUGAAAACGAAACGAUUGACGACUUUUACAAUCGUUGCAACAAUUUGACAUAUUUCGACUGCAGUGAAGAAGAAAUGCUAUGGUGGAUGAUGGGUUCCCGGCGUUUGCCUCUGAACGAAAUUAUUCCCAUAAGUAUAGUGCUUGUGGUAAUAUUUUUGACUGGCGUGGUGGGGAAUAUUUGCGUGUGUGUGGUGAUUGUGAAGCAUCCAGGACUGCAUACGGCGACUAACUAUUAUCUGUUCAGCUUGGCGGUCAGUGAUCUGCUGUUGCUGAUGUUCGGUCUACCAAAUGACUUGUCUGUCUACUGGCACCAGUACCCUUACAGCCUGGGCAUCGUGUUCUGCAAGCUGCGAGCAUUCAUAUCUGAAGCAGCUACCUACGUGUCCGUGCUUACGAUCUCCGCGUUCUCCCUCGAACGCUACCUGGCUAUUUGCCAGCCUCUGCAUCUCUACGCCAUGGCGGGACUAACGCGAGCCUCGAGAAUUAUCCUAGUCCUGUGGAUUAUAUCUGCGAUCUGCGCUUCGCCUCUUGCAGUUUACACGGAUAUUAGCUACAGGGAUUAUCCACCAAAUUCUGGCAACAUCUCGAUGGAGUCCGCAUUCUGCGCUCUAAUGGCUCCUUCUCCGCUCCUCGAGCUGAGCAGCAUCUUCUUCUUCUUCGUGCCGGGUGUGCUCAUUCUCUGCCUUUAUGUCAGGAUGGGCUUGCAUAUCAGGUCAACAAAGGUGUCAGAGAAGACAAAAAUGGGCCUGCUGAACGGACAAGUGCACGGAGAGACGCGGCAGGCUAAGUCUCGGAAGGCUAUCAUCAGGAUGUUGGCGGCAGUAGUGGUAGCAUUCUUCGUCUGCUGGGCGCCAUUCCACAUCCAGCGCGUGUUCUACGUGUACGGCCGCCAGCACCCCAAGUACGAGCUCAUCAACGAGCAUCUGUUCAACAUCGCUGGGGCGCUGUACUACGUCUCUGCCACUGUUAACCCGAUACUGUACAAUGUCAUGAGCGGCAGAUACCGCAUCGCGUUCCAAGAAACCCUGCUCUGUCGCAAAGUACGUAGGGAUUCGCGACUUACGAACAUGGACCACACGAGUGCCUCCAAGGCAUCGCAGUACCGUAAGAGAGAAUCCCGCAUAGCCUUCGUUAGCAAGGUGGACUACGUGAAAAACCAACCGGCGCCAUUUUGUGGCGACAAUGGCGACAUCAAAAUGGAGGACAGCACCGUCUUCUACUUUUACGACGACAAGCAGGACGGGAUGCAGAUUGACAGCUGCAUGUAAAAUGUUUUGACAUCUGACAGGGCAGUUUGUGACAUAUCUCUAAUAGUUAGCGGCAUGUACUUAUCUACUCUCGGUUUCGGUUUCGACGUGAAUGAGUACACACAGAACACACAACUGUAUAAAAAGGCGAAAAUGCAAAGUCUAACACGGGCUCAAUUUUUGAAAACCACAUUGUGGAAUUAUUCAAUAUUCAAGCUUUUACGCUAAAUAUCUUAAAGAAGACUUUUGGACAAUCUUUUAAUUUACUGUUAAUUUUGUUAUCGAUACCAACGACAACAUUAAUUCUGAAAUACAAUAUUUUUCGGUUGUACGGUGAAAUUGCGCUUAGAUAUGUAGUACAGAAUAAGGAACUAUCUAUCCACCAAUUUUUUUCGAAAU